AUGUUCUUCGCCCUUUCUUUCUUUCUUUCUUUCUUUCUUUCUUUCUUUCUUUCUUUCUUUUACACCGUCUUUGAAUUGUUUCUUCACUUCUUCUUCUUAUUAUUUUUCUCCUCCUCCUCCUCCUUCUUCUUCUCCUUCUCCUUCUUCUUAAUCUCCUCCUCUUCCUUUUUCGCCUUCUUUUUCUCCUUCUCAUCUUCCUCCUUGUUCUUGUUUCCCUCCUCCUCUUCUUCUUCUUCUUCUUCUUUCUCGUCCUCUUCCUUCUUCUUCUUUUGCUUUUUUUUAAAAAAAAUCUCCUCCUCUUCUUUCUUCUUCUUCGCAUUCUCCUCUUCUUCCUUAUUCUUUUUCUUCUUUUCCUCCUCGUUCGUCUUCUUCUUCUUCUUCUUCUGCUCUUCCUUUUUCUUUCUCUUCCUCUUCCUUCUCCCUCUUUCUUCUUCUUCAUCUUCUUCUUUCUCUUCCUAUUCCUUGUCCUUUUUCUUCCUUCUCUUCCUCUUCUUCUUCUCCUCCUCCUCCUCUUCUUUUCUACCUACACUUCCUUCUCCCUUUUCUUCUUCUUCUUCUUCUUCCUUGUCCCUCUUCUUUUUCUUCCUACUCUUUCUCUUCUUCUUCUCCUCCUUCUCCUCUUCUUUUUACCUUCUCUUCCUUCUCCCUCUUCUUCUUCUUCUCAUACAGAAAAUGGAAUUUGAAGAAUCUAAAGACCUCAUUUAUUUCCCUUCACAAGCCACUCCCCAAUCAUUAUCCAUCAUUUCCCUGUCUCUACCCUGA
Acanthosepion pharaonis is the source of this 762-nucleotide messenger RNA. The record is from the annotation of a GenBank genome assembly. Lineage: Eukaryota; Metazoa; Mollusca; Cephalopoda; Sepiida; Sepiidae.